AAGAUCCAGUCGUGUGUUCAUUAUUUAUACCUAUGGGUCUCGAGAAUUUCCCCUUUAAUAAUGAUCCUUGUCAUAUCUUGAACGACUGCACGGUCUCUUGGUUACUUUGUAAUGUAAAUGAACUAUAUUUCGAAAAAAUGAUUACUGAAAUCCGCCAUCCAUAUCGUUCAAUUAUAGAGCCUAUAUACCAGAAUAUCACGACUUGUCAUGACAUUUGCAACAUUGUCCCAGAGUAUUUACCUUCCUUACAAAGGAAGACCGGUAUCACAGCCAGAAGACACAAAUGGAACAAUGGGUCAAAGUUCAUCCAGCAUAGUACAGAAUGGUUUCGAGCUUCAUGGGUUCUAAACUAUAACUUCGCCACCUUGCAAUUGGGGGAACCGAUCAAGCACUCCUCAAUUGCAAAGACGUCCGUUUCAUAAGUGACCGCCUUUACUUGUGAGAACCCAGCCAAGCACACAGAGAGCUUUCCAUGCUUGUUUCUUUUUCAAUUCCUAUCAUACCCAUUCGUCAUGUGAAGAUCAUUAUUCGCGGAGAUAUCAGGACUGGGAAGACCUCUUUCUUUGAGCGAUUGCAGGGGCUUCCCUUCCGAAAUGAGCGUGAGUACAGGACUACAAAGCAGAUUCAAGUCGCCAACAUCCCUUGGCAAUAUCCUCAUACAAAGGAUAUUAUUAAAGUGGAAGUGUGGGAUGUGGUUGAUAAAGGAAUACAAUCUGGAGACCUGAAGGCCAGUGGCGGGUCCUCGCUUAAGAUCGAUAAUAAUACUCCCUCAUCGCCUACAAAAGCAAAGUCGGCACAAGAUACUGAAGUAGCACCCCAUGCGGCCUUUGCUCUUGAUGCUUCUACCAUUGAUGUGUACCGCAAUACGGAUGGAGUCAUUUUGCUUUAUGAUAAUUCUAAACCAUGGACAAUUGAUUAUGCAGCUCGGACGCUCGCUGACAUUCCAACAAACAUACCCGUUCUGUUUUUGAGGAAUUUUUCAGAUGAUAGUCAUAUUAAGACUAUUGUUCCUAGUGAAGUUGUUGAGGCAUUAAUGAAUGAAUAUAAUGCUAUCCGUCGUAGACAUCCAUGCUCGCCGGCAAACCUCAUUAGACAUCUGAAUACUAGUAUGAAAACAGGAUUAGGAUUGAAAGAGAUACGCGAGAACUUUGAGGGAGACGCACAGAAAACAAUUUGAACAAAAGACUCAGGAAAUUAAUAAUCUUUUGAAGAAAUUGGAUGAAAGUAGCCAGCAGCUAUAUACGCGAUCAAUUCAGCCUCAGUACCAUCAACAGCAACAGCAACAACAGCAGCAGCCUACAACGGCAAAUGUUAUUCCAGCACAGCCCUUAUCUCCUAAAGAUGCAGCUGUCUCGAAAAGAGCACUAAAACUAUUUACGCCUAUUCAGACUACAGGGCCAGCUAUCC
Lobosporangium transversale is the source of this 1407-nucleotide messenger RNA. RefSeq lists its product as hypothetical. The record is from RefSeq and is a predicted model, not a curated record. Gene Ontology annotation, molecular function: GTP binding. Lineage: Eukaryota; Fungi; Mortierellomycota; Mortierellomycetes; Mortierellales; Mortierellaceae. Bases 473 to 1177 code for a protein of 234 amino acids. The transcript has 7 exons. Gene Ontology annotation, cellular component: nucleus; cytosol.